CCCCUUUGACUUAGAAUGUCAUAUCUGCCAGAAUAAUGGGCUGCAAAACUAACACGCUGAUCGUGCUGUUGAUCGUGCUCCUGAUCGUGGUCUACAAGUGGUGGCAGCCCACGGCCGGCGGCACCAAUCCGGAUGUCCUGCCCGUGGUCCUGUGGCACGGCAUGGGCGACACCUGCUGCGUGCCCUUCAGCCUGGGCGCCAUCAUGAGCCUCAUCGUCGAGCAGACGAAGGGCGGCUAUGUGCGGUCUUUGGAGAUUGGCGGCAAUCCGAUCUUGGACUGGGAGAGCGGCUUCUUCAUCCAUCCCGACAAGCAGGUGGAUUGGGUAUGCAAGCAGUUGCUGCAGGACGAGCGGCUGGCCAAGGGCUACAAUGCCAUUGGCUUCUCGCAGGGCGGCCAAUUCCUGCGGGCGGUGGCCCAGCGAUGCCCACAGCCGCCAAUGAGGACCCUCAUCAGCUUGGGCGGCCAGCACCAGGGCAUCUUCGGGCUGCCCAUGUGCCCCACCCUCAGCCAGAAGUCCUGUGACUACAUCAGCCGGCUCCUUAACAGUGCCGCCUACUCGGAGGAGGCCCAACAUAACUUAGUGCAGGCCACCUACUGGCACGAUCCGAUCAUGGAGAACCACUACCGCCUGGGCAGCACAUUCCUGGCCAACAUUAACAACGAGCUGUACCUCAACACCUAUUACGUAGAGAACCUCCAGAAGCUAAAGAAAUUCGUGAUGGUUAUGUUCCUGAACGAUACGAUUGUCCAGCCGAAGGAGUCCCAGUGGUUCCAAUUCUACACCAGCGGUCAGGACAGAAUCAUCCAGCCUUUCAAUGAGAGCAAAGCCUAUCAAGAUUUGCAUUUGGAUAAGAUGGAAAGCGAGGGAAAACUGGUCUUCCUCGGCAUUGAAGGUGAUCACUUGGCCAUAUCCAAAGAGUGGUUUAUCAAGAACAUAGUGCCUCUUCUACUCGAAAAAUGAAAUACCAUAAAAUUUCAAACCGAAACGUGAUAAAAAAAAAAGGAGAUAUUUUACCCAUGAUUAAAGGAGAGUGCUCCAGAUUUAAACUAUGUUUUGAUACCAUAUAUACUUUUAUACAUGUUUAAUUAGAUAUUUAAUAAAUUCAGUUGGGACAUACAAAA
Drosophila subpulchrella is the source of this 1123-nucleotide messenger RNA. It is a transcript of the gene Ppt1, whose product is annotated as palmitoyl-protein thioesterase 1. NCBI's taxonomy places the organism in Eukaryota, Metazoa, Arthropoda, Insecta, Diptera, Drosophilidae. The transcript has 4 exons. The record is from RefSeq and is a predicted model, not a curated record. The coding region runs from base 36 to 962 and encodes 308 amino acids. Gene Ontology annotation, biological process: receptor-mediated endocytosis; protein depalmitoylation. Gene Ontology annotation, molecular function: palmitoyl-(protein) hydrolase activity. Gene Ontology annotation, cellular component: lysosome.